GACUGUGACACGCUGCGUAACAACGUCUCCAACCUCGCCUUCCCAGCAAAUGGAUCCUUCAGAGCUUUCCAGCGCCGCUGCGUCCUCCUCCUACCACCUUUCUGAACCCCCGUGGCUGCGCAUCCGCCUCGAUCCCGGGUGACAAUGGCGACGGCUAGGCUCCAGAGCUUCGCACAGAAGCCCCGCGUCUUCAUCCUCAGCGACAUCUCCAACGAGCCCGACGAUGCCGAGAGCCUGUGCCGGUACCUCUUGUACGCGAACCAGUUCCAGACAGAGGGACUGGUCGCGUGCACGAGCACCUGGAUGAAGAACAAGGUGUGCCCCCAGGACAUGCACAAGAUCAUCGACGCAUACGAGGGCGCAGUGGACACCCUGAACAAGCACGCCCAUCCGGACGCGCAGUACCCCUCGGCUGCGUCGCUGAGAGGCCUGAUCAAGAAGGGUCCCGAGACGUACGGCAUGUCGGCCGUCGGCACCGACGUCCCCCUCUCUCAAGGCGGCGAGCUCCUCCUUGAACGCAUCCUCGCACCCUCGCUCCAGCCGCUCUGGAUCCUCUGCUGGGGCGGGACCAACGUGCUCGCCUCCGUCCUGCUGAAGAUCGACGAGAAGUACACCCCCGAAGACUCGGCCCGUCUGCUCUCCCGCUUGCGGGUUUACGCCAUUUCCGACCAGGACGACACUGGCGCUUGGAUUCGCAACAACUUCUCCGACAUCUUCUACAUCGCCUCGGUGCACGGCUGGAACCAGUACGGCAUGGCGGCCUGGACGGGAAUAAGUGGCGACAAAUACUACGGCUUCGACCAGGGCGGACCGGACUUCAGCAAGAUGGAGAAGAGCUGGAUCAAGGAGAACAUUCAGGUCGGGCCGCUAGGAAGUGCGUACCCAGACUACAUGUUCAUUCCUGAAGGCGAUACGCCCACCUUCUUGUAUCUCAUACAGAACGGCUUGGGAAGCUCCGAGUUCCCGGAAUAUGGCUCGUGGGGUGGGCGAUAUGCGCGAACAGACAUCAGCGCCGAUGGCCUGAACAGCAACCACUACAGUGAUGCCGUGGACCGAGUCAAAGGCCUGGACGGAAGAAUCCACACAAGCAACCAUGCGGCCAUUUGGCGAUGGCGAGAUGCUUUCCAGGACGACUUCGCCGCGCGCAUAAAAUGGACCCUGGAGCCCGAUUUUGCCAAAGUCAACCACCACCCUGUGGUCGCCGUCAACGGCAAGUUUGGUCUGGAGCCACUGCGCCUGGAGGCUGAAGCUGGCGAGAGUAUUACGCUGGAUGCGUCGGCGUCCUACGACCCGGAUGCGAACGACAAGCUGACGUUCAAAUGGUGGCACUACCGCGAGCCGACGGCAACACAGUGGUGGGUGGAGGCCGAAGUUUCCGAGCUCGUUAUCAAGCCUCUGGAUGCGAACAGCUCAAAGAUCGAAGUCGUGUUGCCGCCAGCUGAGAAGUGCGCCGUGGAGCUAAUGAGCAGGCAGCCGAUGGCGAAGGGGCAGCAGCUUCACCUGAUACUGGAGGUCACAGACAAUGGGACGCCAGCGUUGACGACGUAUCGGAGGGUGGUGAUCCAGGCGACGAACAAGGAUCUGAAGGGAGGAGGCAAAGGCGCCGAUGCUAUUGGGGAUAUAAUGGCAGCGCAUUCGUAGAAUGGUGACGCGACUUGAGCCUGACGUUGCGGCGCCCGGAAGAUCUGGCCCUACUACAUUUCGUAGCGUCAAAUCAACUGGUACGGUGCAGUAAGGUGUCGCCUGAACCCCUUUGUAGACAUGCCCGUUUUAUCCAUCCUGUAGAUCCGAAGCUCGCGACUGCACCUUGCAGUUCGUCUCGUCCAAGAUGUAAUGCGGAU
Paraphaeosphaeria sporulosa is the source of this 1841-nucleotide messenger RNA. Its product is annotated as DUF1593-domain-containing protein. Gene Ontology annotation, molecular function: hydrolase activity, hydrolyzing N-glycosyl compounds. NCBI's taxonomy places the organism in Eukaryota, Fungi, Ascomycota, Dothideomycetes, Pleosporales, Didymosphaeriaceae. The coding region runs from base 145 to 1641 and encodes 498 amino acids. The transcript has 2 exons. The record is from RefSeq and is a predicted model, not a curated record.